GAAAGACUGAAUCAUAAGUCACUAGAAGGAACACAGCUCAUGUGCGCGCUCUGCUCACACCUGCCUGCAGCCUGUAGCUCCACUGAUCCACGGCUGGAUUUUCCUUUUAAAAAAACCGCUGAAGUUGUUGCGCACAUUUCAUUUUGUAUUAUUAUUAUUAUUAUUAUUAUUUAUUCCCCCCUUCAGUGUCGCGCGUGAUCAGACAGAGCGCAACUUAGUCCAAGAGAAAGUGUGAGGCGCAUCUCAAGUUUUUGGAGCGCGCAGAUGGCAGCCCUCAUCAGCGCGUACUCGUCGUGGCCGGAGUCCUUCGAGUGUCCUCCCGGAGACGUGGACGUGACCGACGUUCAUGGUCCGCACAGGAACCCCGCGGACAAGACGCCGGAGCCGCGGAUCAGGCGGCCAAUGAACGCGUUCAUGGUCUGGGCCAAAGAUGAGCGCAAACGGCUGGCGGUGCAAAAUCCGGACCUGCACAACGCAGAGCUCAGCAAAAUGUUGGGGAAAUCAUGGAAGGCCUUGACUCCCACACAGAAGAGGCCCUACGUGGAGGAAGCAGAGAGGCUCCGGGUUCAGCACAUGCAGGACUACCCUAACUACAAGUAUCGGCCUCGCCGGAAGAAGCAGCUGAAGCGCAUCUGCAAGCGAGUGGACCCCGCAUUCCUCCUGAGUGGACUGGCCCCCGAUCAGAACACGCUGCCUGAGCAGCGAGUCCUCUGUCACCCCCCUGACAAAGACGAGACUAGCCCUAAUUGUGUCAACAGCGGGUUUUCCAGUCCCAGCCCGGCUCUGCCCAGCGUCAGAAGCUUCAGAGACCCUGCGGGUUCCAACAGCAGCUUCGACACCUACCCCUACGGUCUGCCCACUCCUCCUGAGAUGUCCCCCUUAGAUGCCAUGGACCACGAGCACGUACCCCCCUCCUACUACUCAGCGUCUGGCAGCUCUUGUCCAGACGAGCACCAUCAGAACCAGACACACAUUGGCAGCCCGCCCCCUUACCACACUGACUACACCCAAAUCCACUGUGGAGGCACACACAUAGCUCACAUCUCUCACAUGUCCCAAACUGGAGGCGGCACUGGACUGAUCCCCGGCCCUCCGCUGUCAUACUACAGUACCUCGUCCUUCCCCCAGAUUCACCACGGGCUUCACCAGGGUCAUAUGGGUCAGCUGUCCCCCCCACCAGAGACACACGGCCACCUGGAGACUCUAGACCAGCUGAGCCAGGCUGAGCUGCUGGGAGAGGUGGACCGCAAUGAGUUUGAUCAGUACCUGAACUCUACAGGGGCCGGGUACCACCCGGAGCAGGGCGGCGGCGGUGGCGGCAUGACUGUGACUGGACACAUCCAGGUGGCUUCAGCCGCCACAGUGUCUGCCACCGUGUGUCCCAGUAGCAGCACAGAAACCAGCCUCAUUUCUGUGCUGGCUGACGCGACAGCGGCCUACUACAACAACUACGGCAUCUCAUAAGCUAAGUUCAGACACUACAGCCAUAAAAAUGGGUGAAGACACUUGGGGAUAACGUUGCACUUGGCCGCUGAUACGGGGACCGAUCUCAUUAUUAGCAUCUAUCGGCAACUUUAUCCCACCAUGAUUAAAAAAAACAAAAAACUGAUUACUGAGCAAUAUGAUUGUCUGGAGCCGAGGACAGAGCAAAGAUCAAUUGGAGGAACAUGAAGAAAGGGAGAUGGACACCUCAGGGAUGCAGACUCAAACUAAAGUAUGCCACCUCCAGUUGUUGUGAAGUUUCCAAACCAGAUGAACAAUCGUGAAAAAAAAAUAAAAUAGAAAGACUUGUCGUCCACUUGUAAAUGUCACCACUUAACUGUUGCCACUGUUGUACAGAUGCUCUCGAUGCUAAUUUAAGUCCUUUGAUGUUUCACACUAAAAUGCUAACUGUAAUGCUUAUUAUCGACACUUUCCACUCGAAUGUUUGUAUUGUUAUUAUUAUGUUCUCACUCCCACUAGUUUGGGAGUCUUACCUCAGUAGUUGUAAUUGAAUGAGGUCGUAGUUGGACAUUUCUUAUGCAAUUUAACAUCGUGUAUUAUGACGAGAAAAAAAAAGACGUUUAUACUUCUUCUCCAGUACUUAAUAAUAUAUAUAUAUAUAUAUAAUCAUAACCUCUAGGAUGAAAAAUAAUAAUGGUAACUAAAAGUGUAUGCUGAUUUAGGUUUGUGACGGACAAUAAUUUAAAAAUAAAGGUCAAAUUUUUUAUAUUA
Molecule: messenger RNA, 2214 nt
Organism: Solea senegalensis (Senegalese sole)
Lineage: Eukaryota; Metazoa; Chordata; Actinopteri; Pleuronectiformes; Soleidae
Gene: sox7
Product: SRY-box transcription factor 7
Exons: 2
Coding region: 265-1464 (399 amino acids)
Biological process (GO): anatomical structure morphogenesis; cell differentiation; regulation of DNA-templated transcription
Molecular function (GO): DNA-binding transcription factor activity, RNA polymerase II-specific; RNA polymerase II cis-regulatory region sequence-specific DNA binding
Source: RefSeq, a predicted model, not a curated record